Ziziphus jujuba (common jujube) is the source of this 8652-nucleotide messenger RNA. Its product is annotated as dnaJ homolog subfamily C GRV2. Lineage: Eukaryota; Viridiplantae; Streptophyta; Magnoliopsida; Rosales; Rhamnaceae. Gene Ontology annotation, biological process: endosome organization; receptor-mediated endocytosis; regulation of early endosome to late endosome transport. Gene Ontology annotation, cellular component: endosome membrane. Bases 648 to 8381 code for a protein of 2577 amino acids. The transcript is spliced from 22 exons. The record is from RefSeq and is a predicted model, not a curated record.
UUAACCCAAAACUGGACCUCUUGGAAGUUCUACACGGGGCUUUUGACAGUAUGGUAUUGUUGGUACCUCACACCAGCGAAGCAAACCUCUCCUCUACCCUCUAGGCUGUCUAAGCUUUAUCUUUCGCAACUCUCAAAACCGUAUUCAAGUUCAAUUAUUAUCAAAAUCUAUCUUUAUUUCUAUUUUUUUAUUUCCCAACAACUACUCGAUCUAAUCAUUCCGCGGAAAUCUUUGUUUUUCUCUCUUAAAUUUUCUCAUCUGCCAAACACGAAAGCCGAUUUCGUUUCAUUUUAUUAUAAUUAUUUUUUAAUUUGGUUUAGCGGUCAUUUCUAUUGUCUACCUUCCUGUAAUUCAGAUGAUUAUAAUAGGUUUUAGUUAGGGUUUGAUCGAUCAAAAAUUUCCGAGUUGGCGAAAUCGGAAAUAAACCGUCAGCACUGGGGGCGAAUCAGUCACGGUCUCACCGAAGGCCGGCGGCGGCGGCAGCACCAUCGGCUCAAGCCGGCGUGGGACUAUGGUUUUUUCUUCGCCCUAGCAAUGUGCCUCGCACGCAUACCCUCCAAUACCUCUCUCACAUAGAGUCGGUGAGCCGCCACGAAGCUGAUCGCCAACAAGCCACGCCAAUACGACCUCCUUCUUCUUCUUCUUCCAUGGACAGCUCUAAUCCCUCUGCUAAUCCUUCCACUGCACCUGUUGAAGAGCCCGAGUACUUGGCUCGGUACUUGGUGGUCAAGCACUCAUGGCGAGGCCGCUAUAAGCGAAUUCUCUGCAUAUCCAAUGUCUCCAUUAUCACCUUAGACCCCACAACCCUCGCCGUAACCAAUUCAUACGACGUGGCCAGCGAUUUCGAAGCAGCCACGCCGAUAAUCGGGAGGGACGAGAACUCCAAUGAGUUCAAUUUGAGUGUCCGUACUGAUGGCCGAGGCAAAUACAAGGCGAUCAAAUUCUCGUCGAGGUAUAGAGCCAGUAUAUUGACGGAGUUGCAUAGAAUUAGAUGGAAUAGGUUGGGCGCGGUGGCUGAGUUUCCGGUGCUUCAUCUACGGCGACGGAACUCGGAGUGGGUCUCAUUUAAAUUAAAAGUUACUUAUGUGGGGGUUGAGCUUAUUGACCUGAAGUCUGGAGACCUUCGGUGGUGCUUGGAUUUCAGAGAUAUGGAUUCCCCUGCCAUCAUUUUCCUUUCUGAUGCUUAUGGGAAGAAAAACAUCGAACAUGGAGGUUUUGUUCUUUGCCCUCUAUAUGGAAGGAAAACUAAAGCUUUUCAAGCUGCUGCCGGCACCACAAAUUCUGCCAUUAUUGCAAGUUUGACUAAAACGGCAAAGUCCACAGUCGGGGUGUCAAUAGCUGUGGACAGUACUCAAUCUAUCACGGCAUCAGAAUAUAUAAAAAGAAGGGCAAGAGAAGCAGUUGGAGCCGAAGAAACCCCAUUUGGGGGCUGGUUAGUGACAAGGUUGAGGUCUGCUGCUCAUGGAACUCUAAAUGUCUCAGGGCUGAGUUUGAGCGUAGGCCCAAAAGGUGGACUUGGGGAGCAUGGUGAUGCUGUAUCUCGUCAACUUAUUCUUACAAAAAUCUCACUUGUAGAAAGGCGUCCAGAAAACUAUGAAGCUGUUAUUGUUCGACCUUUAUCUGCAGUAAGCUCUCUUGUUCGAUUUGCUGAGGAGCCCCAGAUGUUUGCAAUUGAAUUCAAUGAUGGAUGCCCAAUCCAUGUUUAUUCAAGCACAUCUCGUGAUAGCUUACUCGCAGCGGUUCGGGAUUUGUUGCAAAUUGAAGGUCAGUGUGCUGUACCAGUGUUACCUCGAUUGACAAUGCCUGGUCAUCGUAUUGAUCCACCUUGUGGGAGAGUUCAUUUACAAUUUGGAAAACAAUACCUUGGUGCUGAUAUGGAGAGUUCAUCCAUGCAUUUAAAACACUUAGCUGCAGCUGCUAAAGAUGCAGUUGCUGAAGGUGGUUCUGUCCCUGGGUCAAGAGCUAAACUGUGGCGUCGAAUUAGGGAGUUUAAUGCAUGUAUACCAUAUACUGGUCUUCCUCCUAAUAUUGAAGUACCUGAGGUGACUUUGAUGGCCUUAAUAACGAUGCUACCAUCUACACCAAAUCUUCCUCCAGAGACCCCCCCAUUGCCACCCCCUUCUCCUAAAGCAGCUGCAACUGUGAUGGGUUUCAUUGCAUGUUUACGUAGAUUACUGGCUUCAAGAAGUGCAGCUUCACAUGUAAUGUCUUUUCCUGCUGCUGUGGGAAGAAUAAUGGGUUUACUCAGAAAUGGUUCAGAGGGUGUGGCAGCUGAAGCUGCUGGGCUUGUUGCAGCACUUAUCGGUGGUGGUCCUGGUGAUACAAGUUUGCUAACAGACUCCAAGGGAGAGCAGCAUGCUACCAUUAUGCACACAAAGUCAGUGUUGUUUGCUCAACAGGGUUAUGUAAUAAUUCUUGUCAACAGACUAAAGCCGAUGUCUAUAUCUCCUCUAUUAUCAAUGGCUGUUGUUGAAGUUCUUGAGGCGAUGAUAUGUGACCCACACGGUGAAACAACUCAAUACACAGUUUUUGUGGAAUUGUUACGCCAAGUAGCUGGUUUGAAGCGUCGCUUGUUUGCAUUGUUUGGACAUCCUGCUGAAAGUGUAAGGGAAACAGUAGCAGUCAUCAUGCGCACAAUUGCAGAAGAAGAUGCUAUUGCAGCAGAAUCUAUGCGUGAUGCUGCAUUACGCGAUGGUGCUUUGCUGAGGCAUUUAUUGCAUGCAUUUUAUCUUCCUGCUGGUGAGCGACGUGAAGUUAGUAGACAGCUUGUUGCUCUUUGGGCAGAUUCUUAUCAACCAGCUCUGGAUCUACUAUCUAGAGUUCUUCCUCCUGGGCUUGUUGCUUAUUUGCACACACGUUUUGAUGGUGUCCAAUCAGAAGAAGCUAACCAAGAGGGAUCCUUGACUAGUAGAAGACAGCGACGGUUGCUCCAGCAGAGAAAAGGUCGAGCAGGGAGAGGAAUAACAUCUCAAGAUCACUCCUUAACUUCUGUAAAUAAUUAUGAAAUUGGUGAUCCAGCCAAGCAGACAACUUCCACUGCUUUCAAAGGUUUGGAUAACUAUCAAAAACCGGUUCCAGAUCCAAGCUUCGGUCAGACAUCAACAAUCCAAUCUCCUGUUGCUCAAGCUGGUGAAAAUUUGACUGGAGAAAUGCCUUCUUCUGGGGUUUUUCAAAACGAACAUCCAGAUGGUUCUCCAACUUCUAAUCCAAAUGAAGGAUUGGAACCAAAUAUUUCAAAUUCAGCUGAUUCUGAUGCCAAUGUUAUUGGUUUCCAGAAUACAGGCCUCCCAGCUCCUGCUCAGGUUGUUGUGGAGAACACCCCAGUUGGGUCUGGCAGGCUACUUUGUAAUUGGCCUGAAUUUUGGCGAGCUUUCAGCCUUGACCAUAAUCGUGCAGAUUUAAUAUGGAAUGAGCGUACAAGGCAAGAAUUGAGGGAGGCCUUGAAGGCUGAGGUUCAUAAACUAGAUGUUGAGAAGGAGCGAACUGAGGAUAUUGUUCCUGGUGGUGCUUUGGUAGAGGCUAUGGCUGGUCAAGAGAGUGUAGCACAAAUAUCUUGGAACUAUUCUGAGUUCUGUGUUAGGUAUCCUAGCCUGUCCAAAGAAGUUUGUGUGGGUCAGUAUUAUCUACGGUUGCUGCUUGAGAGUGGCAGUGGUGGCAGGGCUCAGGAUUUUCCAUUGCGCGACCCAGUUGCUUUUUUCAGAGCACUCUAUCAUCGGUUUUUAUGUGAUGCAGACAUAGGGCUUACUGUAGAUGGUGCUGUUCCUGAUGAAAUGGGUGCAUCUGAUGAUUGGUGUGAUAUGGGAAGACUAGAUGGUUUUGGAGGAGGAGGAGGCUCCUCUGUUAGAGAGCUGUGUGCAAGGGCAAUGACAAUUGUAUAUGAACAACAUUACAAAGUGAUAGGGCCUUUCGAGGGUGCUGCUCAUAUUACUGUUCUCUUGGACAGGACAGAUGAUAGGGCUUUGAGGCACCGCCUUCUUCUUCUCCUGAAGGCUUUAAUGAGAGUUCUGUCAAAUGUGGAGGCUUGUGUUUUGGUUGGGGGCUGUGUGUUAGCCGUUGAUUUGCUGACAGUGGUACAUGAAGCUUCAGAAAGGACUGCUAUUCCUUUGCAAUCUAAUCUGAUUGCUGCUAGUGCUUUCAUGGAACCACUCAAGGAAUGGAUGUUUGUUGACAAGGAUGGAGCACAGGUUGGACCUGUGGAGAAGGAUGCCAUAAGAAGAUUCUGGUCAAAGAAGGCGAUUGAUUGGACAACAAGGUGCUGGGCUUCUGGGAUGCUGGACUGGAAGAGAUUGCGGGAUAUUCGUGAACUACGUUGGGCACUAGCUGUUCGAGUUCCGGUUCUCACUCCAACUCAGGUAGGAGAGGCAGCAUUGUCCAUACUACAUAGCAUGGUAUCUGCGCAUUCAGAUCUAGAUGAUGCAGGAGAGAUAGUCACCCCAACUCCUAGAGUGAAAUGGAUCUUGUCAAGUCCUCGUUGCCUUCCACACAUUGCUCAGGCUAUGCUAUCUGGGGAACCAAGUGUUGUAGAGGCUGCUGCUGCUCUGCUUAAGGCUGUUGUUACCAGAAAUCCCAAGGCCAUGGUUCGACUAUACAGCACUGGUGCAUUUUAUUUUGCCCUGGCAUAUCCUGGAUCUAAUCUCCUUUCAAUUGCCCAACUCUUCUCUGUGACCCACGUCCAUCAAGCAUUCCAUGGUGGUGAAGAGGCUGCAGUAUCCUCUUCAUUGCCUCUGGCAAAACGCAGUGUAUUAGGUGGCCUUCUUCCUGAAUCUUUAUUGUAUGUGCUGGAGCGUAGUGGUCCAGCUGCAUUUGCGGCUGCAAUGGUUUCUGAUUCGGAUACUCCAGAGAUUAUAUGGACACACAAAAUGCGAGCUGAAAAUUUGAUUUGUCAGGUCUUGCAGCAUCUUGGUGAUUUUCCCCAGAAAUUAUCACAACACUGCCAUUCUCUAUAUGACUAUGCUCCAAUGCCACCUGUGACAUAUCCUGAACUAAGAGAUGAAAUGUGGUGCCACCGGUAUUACCUACGGAACUUAUGUGAUGAGAUUCGGUUUCCAAAUUGGCCUAUUGUUGAGCAUGUUGAGUUUUUGCAAUCAUUACUAGUAAUGUGGCGUGAAGAGUUGACAAGAAGACCUAUGGAUCUUUCUGAAGAAGAAGCUUGCAAAAUAUUAGAAAUAUCCUUGGAAGAUGUAUCAAGUGAUGAUGCCAAUAAGAAGCCGUCUUCGGAUAUGGGUGAGGACAUAUUGAGCAUAACCAAGCAGAUUGAGAACAUUGAUGAAGAGAAGCUUAAACGUCAAUAUAGGAAACUUGCCAUGAGAUACCAUCCUGACAAAAAUCCUGAAGGAAGGGAGAAGUUUCUUGCUGUACAGAAAGCUUAUGAGCGCUUGCAGGCCACCAUGCAAGGUUUGCAAGGUCCUCAGCCAUGGAGACUGUUGCUUUUGUUGAAAGGACAAUGUAUCUUGUAUAGACGAUAUGGAAACAUACUGGAACCAUUUAAAUAUGCUGGUUAUCCCAUGUUGCUCAAUGCAGUUACAGUGGAUAAGGAUGACAACAAUUUUCUUUCCUCAGAUAGAGCACCUCUUCUUGUUGCAGCCUCAGAGCUUAUAUGGCUGACGUGCGCAUCUUCUUCAUUGAAUGGUGAAGAGCUUGUGAGGGAUGGUGGGGUUCAACUUAUUGCAACUCUUCUUUCCCGUUGUAUGUGUGUAGUUCAACCAACUACUCCUGCAAAUGAACCAUCUGCAAUAAUUGUUACAAAUGUGAUGCGAACCUUGGCAGUGUUGAGUCAGUUUGAGAGUGCCAGGGCUGAAAUGCUUGAAUAUUCUGGACUAGUUGAUGACAUUGUGCACUGCACUGAACUUGAGCUUGUACCUGCUGCUGUUGAUGCUGCCCUCCAGACUAUUGCCCAUGUUUCUGUGUCAUCUGAAUUGCAGAAUGCCUUAUUAAAGGCGGGGGUUUUAUGGUACCUUUUGCCACUGCUGCUUCAAUAUGAUUCAACAGCAGGUGAAUCUGAUACAACAGAGUCACAUGGUGUUGGUGCUAGUGUACAAAUUGCAAAAAAUAUGCAUGCUUUACGUGCAUCCCAGGCCCUAUCGAGGCUUAGCGGUUUGUGUAGUGAUGGGAGUUCAACACCUUUUAAUCAGGCUGCAGCUGAUGCCCUCAGAGCUUUGCUGACACCUAAGCUUGCAAGUAUGUUAAAAGAUCAAGUACCCAAAGACCUGCUGUCCAGACUAAACACAAACUUGGAGUCGCCUGAGAUUAUCUGGAACUCUUCAACUCGAGCAGAACUAAUGAAGUUUGUAGAUCAGCAACGUGCAAGUCAGGGUCCUGAUGGUUCAUAUGAUCUGAAUGAUUCACAAGUUUUUGUUUAUGAGGCACUAUCAAAAGAACUUUACGUUGGCAAUGUUUACUUGAGAGUUUAUAAUGACCAGCCAGAUUUUGAGAUCAGUGAACCUGAGACUUUCUGUGUAGCUCUAAUUGAGUUUAUAUCAUAUCUAGUACACACUCAAUUUGCUGGAGAUUCUGAUGUUCAGAACAAACCUAAUCUCAAUUUCUCUUCCCCUGAGUCAUCUGAGCAUCCUGAUGACAGAGCUAGCGCUUCAGUUAAUGAAGAACACACUGAUGAUUCUUUGGCAGCAUCUGAUGGCCAGUUGUCAGACAAGGAAGAAUCUAAACUUAUUAAGAACCUGAAAUUUGCAUUGACCUCUCUUCAGAACUUGCUGACUUGCAAUCCAAAUUUGGCGUCAAUAUUUUGUACAAAAGACAAGUUGUUACCUCUUUUUGAAUGCUUUUCCGUGCCUGCGGCAUCAGAAAGCAACAUUCCUCAACUUUGCCUGGGUGUGUUGUCACUCUUGACUACUCAUGCAGCCUGCUUGGAGGCCAUGGUUGCAGAUGGAUCUAGUCUUCUCCUUCUAUUACAAAUGCUUCACUCUUCCCCAAGUUGUCGUGAAGGUGCUCUUCAUGUACUUUAUGCAUUGGCAAGCACAGCAGAACUUGCUUGGGCAGCUGCCAAGCAUGGUGGAGUAGUCUACAUUCUUGAACUUCUAUUGCCUUUGCAGGAAGAAAUUCCAUUACAACAAAGAGCUGCAGCAGCCUCUUUGCUGGGGAAGCUUGUUGGGCAGCCAAUGCAUGGACCUAGAGUCGCUAUAACAUUAGCAAGGUUUCUUCCUGAUGGCUUGGUAUCUGUUAUUCGGGAUGGUCCUGGUGAGGCUGUUAUAGCUGCCCUUGAACAAACCACAGAAACACCAGAACUUGUAUGGACACCAGCAAUGGCAACUUCUUUAUCUGCACAAAUUGCAACAAUGGCAGCAGAUUUAUAUCGUGAACAGAUGAAAGGUCGUGUCGUAGACUGGGAUGUACCUGAGCAGGCAUCUGGGCAACAGGACAUGAGAGAUGAGCCACAGGUCGGUGGUAUCUAUGUUAGGCUAUUCUUAAAAGAUCCUAAAUUUCCUCUUAGAAACCCAAAGAGAUUCUUGGAAGGACUACUAGAUCAGUAUUUAUCAUCCAUUGCUGCCACACAUUAUGACAUUCAAUCUAUUGACCCUGAACUUCCUUUGCUUCUCUCUGCUGCUUUGGUUUCAUUACUGCGAGUGCACCCGGCACUUGCUGAUCAUGUUGGAUAUCUUGGAUAUGUGCCCAAACUUGUGGCUGCUGUAGCUUAUGAAGGAAGACGAGAAACAAUGGCAACAGGGGAAGUGAAUAAUGGAACUUACACGGACAGAACAUAUGAAUCUGAAGAUGGAUCAACACAGCCUGCACAAACCCCACAAGAACGUGUCCGCCUUAGUUGUUUACGUGUCCUACAUCAACUUGCAGCAAGUACAACAUGUGCUGAAGCUAUGGCAGCAACUAGCUUUGGAACACCUCAGGUCGUGCCUCUUCUAAUGAAAGCUAUAGGAUGGCAAGGUGGAAGCAUACUAGCUCUUGAGACUCUAAAGCGUGUUGUGGUCGCCGGAAAUCGAGCCAGGGAUGCACUUGUUGCACAAGGACUCAAGGUUGGUCUUGUGGAAGUACUUCUUGGCCUUCUUGAUUGGAGGGCUGGUGGAAGGAAUGGUCUUUGCUCUCAGAUGAAGUGGAACGAAUCUGAAGCAUCUAUUGGCAGGGUGCUGGCAAUUGAGGUUUUGCAUGCAUUUGCUACAGAAGGAGCCCAUUGUACAAAAGUGCGUGACAUAUUAGAUGCUUCUGAGGUAUGGAGCGCUUAUAAAGACCAGAAACAUGAUCUUUUCCUUCCUUCAAGUGCUCAAUCUGCUGCUGCUGGGGUUGCUGGGCUAAUUGAGAAUUCUUCAUCCAGACUCACUUAUGCCCUUACAGCUCCCCCACCACAGCCUUCUCCAUCAAGAUCCGCUGCUUUCACAGUGUCCGACUCCAAUGGAAGACCAGAUCGACUUUCAUGAUACAAUGGAAUCUUUGCUCUUAAGGCAGUUCCCGAUGCUGCUGCUUGUCUGUAUAGCACUGUACAGUUUUAUCAGUUUUUUCCCGACUCUCUUACUCUCCCAAGGGUAGAUGAGGGGGUUGCAUUUGCAAUUUUCAGAGAAAAAGAUUGACGAGAGAAAAAAUCAUUGGUUCUUUUGCAUGUAAAGAGUACUAGCGCUUUGUAAAUUGAGUUCGAUGUUGCCAAUUUGAUAUAUAUAGUUGAGGUGCUCGAGUGAUUUGUUCUCUACAAAA